AUGUCCAAUUGGGCUCUUUCCGGCUCUGUUGCCAAGGGUAGCCACUCUGACCCGUUGCUGCCGAUGGGCUUGUUGAUCUUACUUUUUAUUUUCGCAGGAAACGAAGACUUCAUAAGUAAGAGAUUGCCAAUAUCCACGUCCAAGACUUUACCGGGUGUAUUGAAGUUGUCCGGUCAAGAGACUGAGCCCCAGCCUUCCUCGAAAACUUUAGAUCCUUCCUUCGACAGCGGUGCAGGUCUAGAUGUCCAUAAAACUUCCAGAAGUGGCAAGCGUGACAUCCUCUCGUCUAACGCCCUCCUCACUGCGUCAUUUCUCUUCAGAUCAUUGCCACAACUCAUCAUUCUUCAAACAACCUAA
This is a messenger RNA of Colletotrichum lupini, 357 nucleotides long. RefSeq lists its product as uncharacterized. NCBI's taxonomy places the organism in Eukaryota, Fungi, Ascomycota, Sordariomycetes, Glomerellales, Glomerellaceae. The record is from RefSeq and is a predicted model, not a curated record. The transcript has 7 exons. Bases 1 to 357 code for a protein of 118 amino acids.